Rhopilema esculentum is the source of this 6571-nucleotide messenger RNA. RefSeq names its product rho GTPase-activating protein 5. The record is from RefSeq and is a predicted model, not a curated record. Gene Ontology annotation, biological process: regulation of cell size; Rho protein signal transduction. Gene Ontology annotation, molecular function: GTP binding; GTPase activator activity; GTPase activity. Gene Ontology annotation, cellular component: cytosol. Lineage: Eukaryota; Metazoa; Cnidaria; Scyphozoa; Rhizostomeae; Rhizostomatidae.
AACAAACAGAAUUUUUCGAUGAUGCAUCUUAUACUCCGUUAACCAGAGGUGGUCAGCUUCCACCGUAUUUUAAGCGAUGUUCAAUAACAAAACUGGCCUCACCAGGAAAAUUGAUGUAUAUAAGCAGAGACCAAGUUGCCCUUCAAAACGACUACACUCAAAUAAGAAUGCCUGAAAAGGAUGGGAAAUUUGCCGUCGAUGGUUUUUUGUGUGUCUAUGAUGUAAGUGGAAAUAUUUCUGAACAAGCAACAAAAGUACAGGUUCAGGAAGACUUGUUGUCAUCAGCGUUGAGCGGUAUCACUAAAACCAAAAAACCAGUUGUUGUGGUCGCGACAAAAUGUGACGAAGUUGAUCAAACCUUACUAUCACAAGCUCAUAAAUUCGUGCACUCGAAAAAGUUGUCCGUGCCAUUGAUCGAGACUUCUGCUUUUGAAAAUAUAAAUGUUGAUUUAGGAUUCGCAAUUCUUGCUCAAAUGAUCGAGUCAAAAGGAAGGUUUAGAUCAAGAAUUGUUCAUUAUAGCGAUGGGGUUCUUACAAAUAAAGAGAUUCUUGCCAAGGCAUUUGAUGGUUACCAAAGCUUGGUCAAAAGCACAAUAACUGAUCUUGAGUCUGUGAUACCCUGGGAUCAGUUCAAAACUUCCCAGCAAGAAAAUGAAGACUUUAAUCGUUAUAUCUAUUUGGCGGGAUCGCGACAGGCUGAAAAAGUUUUUAAGAAACAAGUGUUGAAAAUUAAACAACAUUACGAAGACAAAAAGCUGAACGAGUAUUUAGUCGAUCUUCCUGAGGCCUUCGACGAACUUCUCCCCACACUUCAAAUGAUUGAAAGUUACGACUGGAAGUGGGAUCAAUGUUUACAGGCAAUAAAAAAUCACAAGUUAUUCGAUAAACGUUUUCGUUAUUUACCCAACGAUGUUCACUGGAAUGAUCGAGAGGAAAUACUAAAUAAUUCAGAUCGGAGAAUCCCUGUUGACAUUUUACACCUUGAAAGGUCGCGAGCUUGUUUUGAUAGGCACGUGAAAAAACUAAUCGAAUCUGCCAAAAAAAUUCGCAUGAAAUCUGAUUUUCGGAAUUUGUUGGAACUUACGCCAAAAAUUAGACCAGGCACGAGUUGGAGUGAUGCAUAUUUGUGGCUGUCGAACGAGGAAUCAUAUAAAGGACUCGACGAACAUGAAAGAAAAGAAAUAUUUGAGAAAUAUCUACAAGAAAUAACAUUGGCUGCAAAGGUAGAGUUCCAAGAAUUAUUGUUCGAGGCAGCACCGAAGUUUAUGAAAUUAGACUCCAAUCGUAGGCCAAGUGAGACAGAAAUGAAGGAGAUAUAUGCUCAUUUAGAGGGAGAUGAUCGAUACAAAAAGCUCGAAUAUGUUGGAAAUGCACGAGAUAUUUUGCUGUUCAAUCACAUUGCACUCAUGCAGAGCAGUACAAGGUGCCUAAGUGGUCCUGAAAAAUGUAUGGACAGAUUAAUGCAAGAUGUGGUGGAGAUGACAGCACACAGACCCGCGUACAAUCCGUAUGAAAAUGACCUGCCUAUUGAUGUCGAUGACGAUGAGCAAAUUGGAAUAGUUGUGCUUGGAACGAAUGGUCUCGCUCAGGAGUUAGAAAACAAAAUUAAGUUGCAAAGCUCUUCAAGUGACAGUCUUGAGUACAUUGUCGAUGGUCAAAUUUAUGCUUUGGAUUUGAAAGUGAUUGGUGCUGAUUCAUUUGAAGACCCAAAUGUUUUGGUCAAUUCUGUUAUUGAUUUUCGAGCUCAAGGAUAUCUCGCGAUUUAUUCCUGCGAAAACUCGUUGAAUUAUCUGAAAGAAACAUUAAAGUUCCUUAAAGAUUCAGAGGACAAUCAGCACGAAGCAUUUUUAAACCUACCAAUCAUUCUUGUUUUGGCAAGUGAAUCAGUUCGCGAUGAGGAUGCGAAUUUCAUGUUGAGACAAGAAGGACAAAACCUUGCUGAUCAAUAUCAAUGCCUGUUUGUCGAUUAUCCGUACACCCUGUCAGUUUGUGAUGGACGCAUUCAUGAAACCCAAGUGCAGGACUCAAUACGAGGCAUCGUUGAUGUCAUCAAAAAGAGGUCAAUACAACAGUCCACUCCCACAGUACUGCAAGAAAAGCCCCCGGACUUAAGAAUUCUGCUCUGUGCUAUGUGUGGCGACCAGUAUCCUGUUGAAUUGAUCCUUGGUCCCCUGUUGCAUCACCAGUCAGUUUACUGUAACUCUUCUGCCAGGCCAGACACAGUGAUUCUUGAGACAUACGUUGGAACUGUCAAGAGAACCGUAUCCAUAACGCUCAGCUCAUACCACCGUGCUCACAAUUUGAAAAGUGAGCUCUUCCAUGGAUAUAUCCUCGUUUACUCCGCCACCAGAAAUGCUUCGUUCGAGACGAUGAGCGCUUUCGCAAUGGCUGCUCCCCAAGUACCGAUUCAGGUACUAGCUGUAACUGGCAGUGCCUCGGGUGCAAGUGUUGUAUUUCAUAACGAGACUGCUUCGACACUUCUUGCUGGAGGGACAAAUUUGGCUAACAAACUAAGUGCAAAGUUCCAGACUACUUCGCCUUUGUUCCAGCAUCAAACGGGAGCAUUUGCAGCCUUCUUCACCACUGCCUAUACAAAGAAGGACGAAACAGAAUUCCAGAUAGCCGGAAUCAAAGGUCGACCGCUACCUGAAGUACCGACAGCCGGUUCUCGACCCGGACCAAGAGCAAAUGGUACAUUACAGAUCGAAUCGGAUUAUGAUGAAAUUCCGGCUAGAAAACGACCGGACGAUUCAAACAUAAGCCCGUAUGCGGAAUUUUCUAAGUUCGUUAAACUCAGAGCUGAUACGAUAUCUGAAGAUUCGACCCCUUCAUCGCCAAUGAGAAAUGCUAGUCAGAGUUCAUUUAAGGAACAGAGAUCUAGAUCAUCGACCCAGGAUAGCAGAGAUUCCAACUUUGACGAAGCCGCUUUCAAUGUGCCCCAUGACAAUACAGGUUUAUACGCACAAGUCAUGAAAGAUUUCAACCGUAAAUAUGCAUCAGAGAAAGCGAAAGAGUCAAGUGAUGGAGAAGAUGAUAUGGGAUUCCAAUGGUGCGAUAAUGUUGCCUACGGAACGAGAGGAGCAGACACAUCUAUGUCAUCUAGUAACCACGAGAGACAGUACUACACUGUUCCCCACCCCUCUCGAUCGCAGAAACCCGCGGGAUCAGAAAAGAAGUACGCGACGAUAUCGGCAGCGACUGGAAAACAGUAUAAUGAUUACCCUGCACAAAGCAACGCUCGUCCUGCGCUUUUCCCUCGUGAUUCAAAAGAAUCAAUUGGGCAAAAAGAACGGCUACCGGUUGACGGCUAUGAGCCGGGGGAUAGCUUGAGCUCAUUGUCAUCAAGAAGUAAAGAUUCAUUGGGAUCUCAGGGUGGUGACGAUUUUAUCAGCGUCAGAAACAGAAUCGAUUUCUUCAACCGGGGUAAUGACUCUCCUAAAAACAAACGACCGCCUUCAUCGCCAUAUUGGAGACGGGGGGACAAGAAAGGAUCAGUGUUUGAAGAUGAUGAGCCCAAGGCCCCGCUUGCUAAGCAAGAGGAUGACCAAGAUAACAUUGAAAAUACCAUGGAGCAAGUUCGUGAGAAAUUGGAAAACAAUUUGAAGGUUCGAAAUGAAGGCGGGGAAAAUGUGGAGCUUGGUGUGAAGGAGGGAGAGCAGCGUGUUGGAGAAGGGUUGCAUGAAACAUCACGAAACUCCGAUUCAGAUAAUUCUCGAUCAAGAUCUGGUUCAAAGCAGGAUUACCUAUCAAGUCAGUUUCGAAAAAUCAUGCGAAAGAUGUCACCUGCACCAUCACCUGGAAACUCAGAAAACGACCUCAGUAAGAUUGAUUCAAAUACGAUGAGGCGGACUUUUAAGUCUCGUAAGAAGAGCAAGAAGGAAAGCAAAGACAGGUACAGCGCAUCGACCGACGAAAAAAGCGGUACUAGCCCCCUUCCCCCGUCUCUUGAUCAAACACCAGAUGAUACCAAGCCGGAGAAAGGCUCUAGAAAUUCAGGUGAAGUCAAGUCCAAGUCGAAAUUCAACUCAUUGGAUAGGAUCUCAAAGCGGAAGACUGAUUCAAGAAAGGGCAACAAGAACCCCCCGUCACUUGUAGUCGUUGAUACAGACGAUACCCACGUGGUCCAGAAUUCAAAUACAUUCACUUUGUCAAGGAAAGACAAGAAGAAGAAGCAUCAGAGUCAUGAUGACCUCGAGCUGCCGUCGGAUCAUAACGAGAAUCCAUCAGAUGACGACGGAAUGUCACCAAAGAGAAAGCCAAAGAAAUCAAGAUCUCUGCGAUUUCCAAGAGAUAAAAAUAAGACGCUCAAAAAUGACAAAGAAAGAAAGAUCGACAAGGCAAGAAAAGACUGGGAGAAGAAACAGAAGAAGCAGAAAGUCACUUAUGAAUACUUUGAGAAAAACCUUGCAGAAAUAUGCAAUAACCAAACUCAGCUGCCAAGGUUUUUCAACAAAUGCUUGGAGCAUAUCGAGCUUGUUGGCAUGGACACAGAAGGCAUUUACAGAAUCAGUGGGAAUAAACAGGACAUAGAGUCGUUGCUACGGCGAUUUGAUGUUGAACGAAAUUUGGAUUUCCAAGAAUUAGGGAUUUCUGUGCACGCUGUAACUGGUGGAUUGAAGCAAUUUUUUAAACUACUGCCCGCUCCUCUUGUUCCAGUUGAGUUUUAUCAACCAAUUCUCGAUAGCAUGGUUAUCAUGAAUGCCGAUGAAAGGCUGAAGAAACUGAAAGAAAUAAUACAGAAGUUUCCAAAAUAUAACUUGGCAACAUUUAAGCAUCUUAUGAUGCAUCUAAAAAGAAUAACUGAUCACAAAGCCAACAAUAAAAUGGACGUAAGGAACUUAGCAAUCUGCUUGUUCCCUACGGUUAUGCGGCCAGACUUUUCGACCAUGGCCACAAUUUCCCAUAAUAUGAAUAUGGGAUUGUUCCUGCAAACUUGCAUCGAACAAUGUGAUGGUUUAUUUGACAACGAAACUGAGAUCACGUAGAAUUGUCUAAGAUAUAACCUUGUUACGGAAAAUGGCGUCACCGAUCCUGUGAUAACAAUUCCCAUGUAAUUUGUAAUUUGUUGCAAAUAACGUGGAAAAGGACAAUUUUGAGUUGUUGCACAAACAGGUUUACAGCUUUCAUGACAUUAUUUUGACAUUGUCAAAAAACUAAAGGCCCAAUACAAUAAGUGUAAUUUUGAUAGGACAUAAUUUUCCCUAGACCUAUUUUCAUUAUAUCUCCCUUCUGGAAUUGGCUAAAUAGGUUAUAGCUAUAACCUGUAAUAAACUUUUAAAGCUUCGUAAUGUUAUCCAUGGGGUGACAGAAAUGCCUAAGUUAGAUGAAAGCGAGUUCUUUGUUGUGCAUAGCUUCAAAACGGUGUUAUGGUAGAUAAAUAACAAUAGCAAGUUGGGUAGCGCGGAGAGAAGCGUGUUUGCACAACUUUUGAUCAACAUUAGAUUUUAGACGAUGCAUGUGGUAGAUACUCGCUCACUUUGAGCACUUGAAACUAUUUGCAGAAUGGAGGACAAGAAAGGGUCCUUGUGAAACACCGUGUAUUGUAACUGAAUUAUUUUUAGAUGUCAACUGAUAACGCUCUUGCGAUUUAAAGGCUUAUGGUGAACACAGUAUUUCAGGAAUUGAGAUUAUAACAGCUGAAAUUCUCAAUUUUAAGAACCUGUUCAGCGAAUAAUUGCAUGGGGCAUUACGACAAGAUAGUCUGUUGAUGCAGAGUUUCCUAUGUUGGAGAAUGAUUCCUCGUUUGCAAGUUCACUCCUGUGUCGAAUAUAAUUGUAUUUGUCCCCACAAUAUACGCUCCAAUUGCAUAUCUGCACUACUUUAUUUCGUCGCAGACACUGAGCCUUAUCUCUUUGAUUUUUGUCAGUGCCACUCCAGAGAGACACCUUCGUUAGUUUACUUUGCAUUUUGUGUCAGACAUUCAGUUACUUAGAGUAAAAUUAUUUUUCUUACUGCGUCUUGAUUUUUCUUGAAUAACGGUAGAAAUGACAAUGUUUUUAUCUUAAUUUAGUAGAAGUUGGAUCCCUAUGAUUCCAUAACCACGUCAAUAUUUUGAUUAUCAUCUGACAACUUAUGACUUUAGGCAAGAUGCCAUGCCGAUCCUGCUCUUAGCCUGGCUUUCAGAAUGCCCAUUUAUAAUGCAUAAGAACGUUUCAAGAGAGUUGAUGAGCCCAUCUGCCUUCUGUAAUGCUGAGAAUUCUUGUUGCGUCGCACUGUUAGCUUGGAGGCGUUGUGACGUAAGAAAGCUGUUGACUGCACACUAGCUCUAAAUGUGCGUGCUGCUUUUUGAAGCUAAACUCGCCUUUUCUUUGCAAUCCCAUCACAUAUCACCAUCAAAUUAUCCAUAACUCAGGUAAGCACGGACUAAGGGCGUGAACGGUGUCUGAUUUCUGCAGGUUUUAAAGCUGUGUUUUUUGCUUUUUUUGAAACUAAUAUGUUUUCAAAAUCCUAGAGUCAAAAUUUCGUCUAUCAUUUGCAUACCUAUUUGAAUUAGGCGUAGCAGUCUGUGAAUAAAUUUUGUUUUCUUAUUUAUUUUAGCGUUUUGCGAUAACAUUAAAAGAUGGAAAUGAAA